Messenger RNA from Wyeomyia smithii (pitcher-plant mosquito), 4114 nucleotides. Its product is annotated as transcriptional regulator ATRX homolog. The coding region runs from base 23 to 3835 and encodes 1270 amino acids. Gene Ontology annotation, molecular function: ATP binding; ATP-dependent chromatin remodeler activity; ATP hydrolysis activity. The record is from RefSeq and is a predicted model, not a curated record. The transcript is spliced from 7 exons. Lineage: Eukaryota; Metazoa; Arthropoda; Insecta; Diptera; Culicidae. Gene Ontology annotation, cellular component: nucleus.
GGAAGCUUGUUAUAAUUUUGCAAUGGCAGUAGAUAAAUCGCCCGAGGUAUCUGCAGGCUUAUUAAAUACAGUCCUAGAAGGACUCAUUAGUAGUGAAAAUAAACACACUUUAUGCGAAACUUACAACCAGUGUUCGAAUAUUGCCCACGUUGACCCAUUGCUGGCCAUGGACGUGCCGUCUACAACAACAACAACCCCAAAUGAUCAUCCGUCUAGGGACAUCAAUAGCCGAACACAGAAAGAAUCUUCGAGUUUUGAUUCGGCAAUCAGUGAUGAGAUAAUUUCUACUGAACCUUGUAUGUUCCUGAAUAUGACUAAGGAUGUUACAGAAAACUCGCAGGCAGAUUCGGUAAUUAACGAUGACAUAUUCGCACCCCAAUCAUGUGAUAUUAGACGCAGAAAUACUUCAACGCAAUUGAUAAACCGCUGCGCCACGGAUGAAUCUAGUCAGACACUAGAGACCAACGAUACUGGCCAUGUGUCUCUUUCAAAAAUACCCAAAUCGCAACCUGAGGAAUAUCGAUCAGCAGGAGUAACAUCACUUUGUGAAAAUCUGCAAUCUAAAAAGUUAGAUGAUUCAAAAACGGAAAUUAAAUAUUACAACCAGUUUAUGGCAUCGUCAUCCAAAAUCGUUGAUGCAAAGUUAGGUACGAUUUCGGUCGAUUCUAAGUUUGUAACUCAUUUUGAUCCAAAUCCCAAUCGAAAACCGACACCAGAUGAGAUCCAAUACAGUGUUCCACAUAUUCCAAGAUUUAGCGUUCAGACGCAUAAUAAAACGGAAAAUCUAGAGCUAACAUUGAUGAAAAGAGAAAUAGAAAUGCGCCUCCGUGCCAAUGACUUAUCUUGGGUUACACAACGAGCAAUUCGGGAAGAAAGCUCACGCGUAAAGAAAGUUUGCCAGAAUAGUCAGGACUUGGAGCAGCAGUUACUACGUUAUGGUACAAAGUUAACUCUCAAUCAGCUUAUUUUAGAUUAUGAUAAAGAAAAGAAAACUUUUAUUAGAGUGCAUCCUGAACUGGUAGCAAAAAUGAAACCUCACCAAAAGGAAGGGGUGAAAUUCAUGUACGAAUGUUGCUACGGCAGCGUAUCGGACAGUAAGUUGUCGAAGGGAUCCGGUUGUAUUUUGGCGCAUUGCAUGGGUCUGGGCAAAACGCUCCAAGUAAUUGCUUUGAUUAACACGGUAAUCAGCUAUCCACAAACGAACACUAAGCGGAUCAUAGUAGUUUGUCCUAAAAGCACUGUAAUGAAUUGGGAUCAAGAAUUUCGAGACUGGCUCGAGGAUGUCGAUUGCAGUGUGCAUCUGCAUGUUUCAUAUUUUCCGGAUAGUUCCAAUAUUGAUAAAAAAAUGGAAGUGUUGAAAAGGUUUCACGAUGUGUCUGGUAAGAAUGCCAGUUGUUUGCUGAUUGGUUACGAAGCUUACCGAUCCUUGAUAUUCUACGACGCCAAGAACAAGCAUGGAGAGCGCCAAUCCGACCGUAUUCGCGCUGAAGUUCGUCGGUAUUUGAUCAAUCCCGGGGCUGACGUGAUCAUUCUUGAUGAAGGUCACAUGAUAAAAAACCGAAAAUCAAUGACUAAUCUGGCAAUAGCAGAAGUCGCUACAAAACGGAGAAUCAUCUUAACUGGUACACCAAUUCAGAAUAAUCUUAAAGAGUACUUCUGUAUGGUGAGUUUUGUAAAACCAGCCUAUUUGGGCAGUGAACGCGAGUUCAACGAACACUACGCUAGACCAAUCAUAGCCGGGCAGCACAAAGAUUCUAAUCCCGGUGAAAUAAAAUUAAUGAAAAUGAAGUCAUACAUACUCCAUAAACACCUUAUGGCGUUCGUGCACCGGAAAGAAUUUUCUGUGUUGAAGGAUUUUCUACCUAAGAAAUAUGACUACGUGAUUUAUGUACCUUUAACACCGGUGCAGGAGGAUUUAUACGAAGAGUACCUGCGUAGAAAUCCGUUUCGACGGGAUGUUGGUGGUUUGAACUUACUGGAGGAUUAUACUUUUUUACGGAAGAUUUGGACUCAUCCGAUCGUACUGGAGCGUGCAUGGGAAAAUGCUAUGAAGAGAAAAUAUGGUGUUAUCCCAAAAAAGCGCAUUGUCCGUGGUUUUGACAGCAGUUCCGAAGACGAAGAUGCAAGCGAUGACGACAACACGCGUUGCAUAACAAACGCUUGGUGGAAACAAUUCAUCAGUGCAGAUGACCUGGAAUCAAUUUUCCCGAGUAAUAAAAUGUUGUUACUGUUCGAAAUUCUCAAGAUGUGUCAAGAACGUGGAGAAAAGUGUCUGAUAUUUUCCGGUUUUGUCAUGGUUCUUAACAUGGUGGAGCAUUUCAUGAAGAAAAUCGAUGAGCAAGCUACAAAUCCGAAAGCUGCUCUCCAUGGUUUAACGAAUUUUCGUGGACCAUGGCGUCCGGAAAUAGAUUAUUACCGCAUUGAUGGAGGUACGGCUAAAUCGACACGUCACGAAAUGGUUACAAAAUUCAACGAUUUAAACAAUCGCGUUACACGCGUAUUUUUGAUUUCCACUAAGGCCGGCGGGCAAGGCAUAAACUUAGUUGGAGCCAAUCGGGUUGUUAUUUUAGAUACUUCCUGGAAUCCUGCUGUUGAUCAGCAAGGAAUCUUUCGAAUCUAUCGUCUGGGUCAAACGAAGACCUGUUAUAUUUAUCGCUUACUAGCAAUUCACACAAUGGAAGAAAAAGUUUACUCCCGGGCAGUUACCAAAGAAGCAACGAGUCAUCGGGUAGCGGACAAGAAACAAGUUGACCGAAAUUACAGUAUGGCGGAGCUUGAAGAGUUGUACCAUUUUGAGCGUGUUGACAUGGCUGCUCGCGAAAACCCUUCUCCCGCUGAAGAUGAUCUAUUAUCCGUUUUGUUGUGGAAACAUCACAAGCUGAUCUACCGCUAUCACACUCAUGAGAUAAUGCUGGACAAUAAAACUGAAAAAGAUUUAACUGAGCUGGAGAAAAAGUUAGCUUGGUUAGAAUUCAAAAAGAAAGGCUUAACUAAUAGUCUGGAAAUGGGACUUUUUGGUGUGUCAUACAGUCAAAUAGAUUCACAGUUUGAAUCGGGGGCUGAUUCCCAAUUAAUCUUUUCAACCAAUGAAGAUUAUCAUAACCUCAACUCAUCAGACGAAUUGUCCAACGAGGAGGUUUCUACCCAAGAAGAAUCAUCUAUUUUUGUCAAGAGGUUAGACCUUGAUGAAAACGCUUCUUCUAUUUUUGGAGAAGAUCCAUACGAAGUGUCCAGUGUUAGAUCGACGAGUAUUAUCGCAGAAGAACGUAUGAAGUUUAAAUCAAAAAUACGGGAGCCAUCGCGUAUAAUUGUAACUGUAGCGGAAGUAGAACUAUUGCGUGAACUUGAAGAAAACAAGUUACGCACCGAGAACAUAACUAAACAGCGAGCCACUGACGUAGUUGCCAAAGAUACCGCUCGGCCCUUGGAUUCGAAAGUUUCACGCAAUGUUUCACACGCUGAAGAAAAUUCAACCGCCCUUGAGAAACCGAUUAUGGAUGUUUCUUCGCGGGAUUACGAAACCGAUACCACAUUAUGCUCGUUGAUCGAAUACGAUCCGAUUGGUGACACUGGAGAGCUCAAAUCAGUCCCAGCCAUCGAUUCAAAGGAUACGAGCGUCGUAGAACCUACUUCUUAUGAAAUCUUCGAAGCUGAUAUUUUAAAAGGUUCAAGUGUGGCGACAAGCACGGCCAAAGCUCAACCAGUGGUAGUGGAAGUAGUGUCCAGCUCUCCUUUCCUGGGAAGAGAACCGAUAAUGACACGCGCCAUGAGGCGUCGAACCGCUGAAGCUGAACCUACUGGCCUUCGUCGCAGCAAAAGAAAUAGGAAAUGUUGAACAAUAUCAUUAACUACGAUUAGUAAUGUCUUAUUCAGUCAUGUAAAGCGACUGUCCAAGAGAGAAAAAAAGUCAGCAAAAUGAUUUAUCGAAAAAAGGUCAUUUCCAGAUAACCAAUAACUUGGUGUUCGAAAGCGAAAAAUCAAUAAAAGUGGUUUUCAAUGUUUUUUUGUUUUGUUUAUUGUUGAAACAAAUUCAGGAUUUUAUUCCUCGCGGUAGAGAAACAUAUAUGAGUAUUCUCUUUGCUGUUUUAACUGUUAUUAUAUGGACAUCGUAGGU